AUGUGCUUCUCGUUCUUCUCAAAAGUAGCAGUCUUAUUCGUUGCACUUAUCAUACAAAUGAGUGGAGUUGUCUCGGUAGAUAAUCUUGCAUUACAUGCAAUCAAAUCCGAGAUUACAGAAGACCCUCAAGGUGUUUUAAAAUUUUGGAAUGAUUCUCUUCCUUUUUGCCUAUGGCGAGGAGUCAUAUGUGGUAGUCGCCACCAAAGAGUCACAGGUUUGAAUCUAGCGAACAGAGGCUUAGUAGGCACUUUAUCUCCUUCUAUUGGCAACCUCAGCUUCCUCAGGUAUAUUUAUCUUGAUAACAACAAACUUCAUGGAAGUAUACCUUCUGAAAUCGGUAGCUUAUUUCGAUUAGAAUCACUAUCCCUUCCUAAUAAUUCGUUCGCUAAAGAAAUUCCCAACAACAUAUCAAAUUGUACAAAACUACAACACAUUGAUUUAUCUGGGAAUAUGCUAUCUGGGAAUAUUCCAAAUAUUUUUAGUUCUUUGGGAAUGAUACAAGAGAUAAAUUUUUGGAAAAAUAAGUUAACCGGUGGGAUUCCAACAUCCAUUGGCAAUCUCACAUAUCUCGAAUUCAUAAAUCUUUCUGGUUGUCGAUUAGAAGGGAGCAUUCCAGAUUCCUUCCAUCAGUUGACAAACUUGAGAAGUUUAAUACUUGGAGAAAAUCGCCUCGUUGGAAACUUUCCCAUGUUCAUAUUUAACCUUUCCAAGAUAGAAGUUCUAAAUUUUCCUGACAAUCAACUCGCUGGAAGUCUACCCUCAAACUUAUGUUCUAAUCAACCUCAUCUCCAAAGACUAGAAUUUGGUCAAACGUUGUUCACUGGAGUCUUGCCACCUUCACUAUCAAACUGUUCUCAGUUGCGUCGCUUUGAUUCUACUUAUAACAAUUUUAAGGGAGAAAUAAAUGUUGAUUUUGGAAAACUCCGUCAUCUUUGGUGGUUAACUCUUGGUCCAACCGAGGGUCUUGGUGGCAUGAAAUAUUUUGAUUCUUUGUUGAAUUGCAGCAAUUUGGAGCUAUUGGAACUUGCGGGACUCCAACUAAGGGGGAUACCUGAUUGGGUUGGGAACUUGACUGAAUUGAGAACACUAAAAUUUCAAUAUACCUCUAUUUCAGGCACCCUUCCUUCAUCUAUAGGAAACUUGCAUAGACUAACUGUACUUUCUUUAGUCGGAAACAAACUCACAGGCAUGAUUCCUGAAAGCAUCGGCAAGCUUAGCAACUUAGCGUACCUCAACCUUGGUUUCAACAGUUUUUCUGGGAUCAUUCCUAGAUCUAUAGGAAACCUUUCUUCUCUAAUCGAAAUUUCAUUUAGAGAAAACAAAUUGGAGGGUACUAUACCCUCGAGUAUUGGAGCAUGCAAAGAGUUGAUAUUUCUAUCGUUUGCUUUAAAUAACCUCAUAGGAACUAUACCAAAAGAAGUAUUUCAAUUGUCUUCACUUUCAAAAGCACUAGAUCUAAGUGUAAACAAUCUUUCUGGAGUGCUUCCACCAGGAAUUCAUCGCCUGAAAAACUUGGACUUAUUUGAUUUGUCUAUGAAUCAUUUAUCGGGUGAAAUUCCGAGUAGUUUGAGCAGUUGCAUCAGCCUUGGUCUCCUAGAUUUUUCAAGCAAUUCCUUUCAUGGAUCAAUGCCGGAAGCAUGGAGAUCACUGAAAGGUCUCAAAUAUUUGAACCUAUCAAGGAAUAAUAUUUCGGGACCUAUUCCAAGUUAUUUGGAGCAAAUUCCUUUAGAGUAUCUUGAUCUUUCAUAUAAUGAUUUUGAGGGAGAGGUAUAUGUUAAGGGUGUCUUCACAAACACAUCUGUAGUAUCAGUCCAAGGGAACCCUAGACUUUGCGGGGGAAUAGCUGAGCUUCAUCUAGCCAAAUGCACAAGUAUCGUGUCCAACAAAAGCAAAAAGCUUUCUCUUGGUGGUAUUCUGGCAAUUUCACUAUCUUCUGUUGCUGCAUGUGUAGCUCUGGUGUUCUUUGUGUUGGUAUACUUUUGUGUAAAGAAGAAGAAAGACACGCCAACAGAAUCAAUACUGAUCAGGGAAUCUUUUGAAAUGUUUUCAUAUGAAAGGCUUUUUAAAGCGACUGAUGGGUUUUCUUCACAAAAUCUUAUUGGUACAGGUAGCUUUGCUUCAGUUUACAAAGGAGUUCUGGAUGAAGAGGGUACAAUUGUGGCAAUCAAAGUACUAAACCUCCAACGAAGAGGAGGUUCCAAGAGUUUCAUAGCCGAGUGUGAAGCCUUGAGAAAUAUUCGUCAUCGAAACCUGGUUAAGAUCAUAACUGCUUGCUCAACCCUCAAUUUCCAAGGUAAUGAUUUCAAAGCUUUAGUGUAUGAUUUCAUGCCAAAUGGAAGUCUUGAGAGGUUGUUGCAUUCAUGCACGAUACUCGACCAUAUGCCUCCUCAUCAUUCGUGUCAACUAGAUCUCAUUCAAAGAAUAAGCAUUGCUAAAGAUGUGGCUUGUGCUCUUGAUUAUCUACACAAUCAUUGUGGAAAUGUAGUUGUUCAUUGUGAUUUGAAGCCAAGCAACAUUUUAUUAGAUGUUGAUAUGGUUGCUCACAUUGGAGACUUUGGGCUGGCAAAAAUUCUUACACUUGAUCAACUUCCUAAUGCAAACAUGAGUAGUUCAAGUCUUAUAAGCGGAACUAUUGGGUAUGCAGCACCAGAAUAUGGACUUGGAAAUGGAGUAUCGCCCGAGGGGGACAUCUAUAGCUAUGGGAUCCUAUUGUUAGAGAUGGUGACUGGAAAAAGACCUAUUGAUCUAAUGUUUCAAGAAGGACUGAGCCUGCAUUCUUAUGCAAGGAAAGCCUUGGCAGAUGGUUUUUUGCUUCAGAUUGUAGAUCCCAUGCUUCUAAAUGACGAUGUCAAUGAAGUGUUUUUAAGUUCAUUAGCAAAAAUCGGAGUGCAAUGUUCUUAUGAGUCUCCACAUGAUCGAAUGGAUAUUGGGAUUGUUAUUCACGAGUUGCUUUCUGUGAUGGGUACAGCUAGUUCAAUGUCCACAGACAAAGUUGGUGUCAGUGCCACCCAAGAAGCUAGUGUGUGA
Molecule: messenger RNA, 3027 nt
Organism: Lactuca sativa (garden lettuce)
Lineage: Eukaryota; Viridiplantae; Streptophyta; Magnoliopsida; Asterales; Asteraceae
Biological process (GO): protein phosphorylation
Molecular function (GO): protein kinase activity; ATP binding; protein binding
Source: RefSeq, a predicted model, not a curated record